Messenger RNA from Culicoides brevitarsis, 2020 nucleotides. Its product is annotated as nose resistant to fluoxetine protein 6-like. Bases 1 to 2016 code for a protein of 671 amino acids. Gene Ontology annotation, molecular function: acyltransferase activity, transferring groups other than amino-acyl groups. The transcript is spliced from 7 exons. NCBI's taxonomy places the organism in Eukaryota, Metazoa, Arthropoda, Insecta, Diptera, Ceratopogonidae. The record is from RefSeq and is a predicted model, not a curated record.
AUGGCAUCUGUCAACUUGUGCUCCAUUUUUGUUCUAACAUUCGGAAUUUUUGCUCCAACGUCGGGCUUUUUGUGGGAUAAUUACAACGUAAAUCGCCUCUUUGGCAAUUAUGACGACAUUUUCGACGAGAUUAUCACACAAGUAGCUGAACCGGAUAAAUUAUGUGUCAACCAGUUCAAGUAUUUUGUCGAGAAUUUAAUUGACGAGACGGAAUGGGCAGUCAAGUUUCUCGAUACAUGGGGAAAAAUGCCUGCCGGUUUGCGUUCGGGAAAUUCUGUGGAUUUUGGACAUUAUGACCAAUGCAUGGAAAUUCAGCAGGAAACGUCAAUUCCGGAAGUGCAAACGAUUAAAACGCAACAUUGUCAGUUGCCAGUUCGGGAUUUGACAAUUCACAAGAAAACUGCUUUCGUGAUGGGCAUUUGCGCGCCGAGAUCGUGUCGCGGAGAGAUUGUUUCGAAAAUUAUGGAUGCUUUUUUGCAGGAAAAUGUUAAGUAUGAAGUUACAGAAAGAGAUGUGAAGUGCACGGAUGGGACUAAAGAGGAGUUUGGGGACUUUGAAUGGAGCGUUACGGGAGUUUUUAUCGCUUUGGGAGUGAUUGUCGUAAUUUCUACUUUUUAUGAUUUCGUUAAAAAAUGUCAAGAAGAAAAGGGUUCGUCGGUGUUGUUAUCAUUUUCAGUCUAUCAUAACCUUGAUAAGUUAUUUUACAAGCCAUAUGGAGGUAGAGAAACGUUUGAUUGUAUCAACGGAAUACGAGUGUUAUCUAUGGCGUGGAUUGUCAUGCUUCAUUGUUAUGGAAGUGUGCAGUAUAUUCCCGCAAUUUACAAUAAAAAUGAUAUUGCAGAGUUCAAGAAAACAUUGGGAUACACCUUCAACGUUCACGGAGAUCUCGCUUCAGAUACAUUUUUACUCUUAACGCCAUUUUUGAUCACUUAUGGCUUCAUGAAGACAAAGGAAAAGGGAGGAUCCUUUAACAUCCUAAAAUUCUAUCUGCAUCGCUAUUUACGCAUCAUGCCAUUGUUUGGAGCUAUCAUCUUGAUUGUAUUAGCGUUUUUCAAGUAUUUGGGCGAUGGUCCUGUUUAUGAUGCAGUCAUCGAAACGACUCUCGAGGAAAAGUGUCGUGAAUAUUAUUGGACAUCGUUGUUGUUCAUACAAAAUUAUUACAAUCCGCUAAAUGAGUGCAUAGCUCCAAGUUGGUAUCUCUCAAUGGAUAUGCAACUCGUGCUUGUGACGCCGCUCUUUCUGUUGCCCUUACGAAAAUACGGAUAUCGUUUCAUGCCUGUGAUGAUAAUUGUUACACUAAUUUCCGGCGUAAAUGUCUUCAGAUUGUGUCUCAUGCACAAAUUCACGUUCAUGGAACGCGACGAAUGGUACGAGAUGCUCAGCUAUCCGACUCAUAAUAGGAUUGGCGUUUGGAUGAUUGGAAUGGGCCUGGGAUACGCCUUGUUUAUGUCGAAAAACAAACGGAUGGGAAUACCAAAGGCAAUCCAAUUUGUCUUGUGGAUUCUUUCGUUCGGAACAAUGGCAACUGCGGUGCUCAGUCCCUUCCCGUUCUACCGCGAUGCGAGUCCCGACUUCAUUUACUUUGCGUUCUACCAACUGCUCCAUCGAUGGAUGUGGGCCUUUAGCGUGGCCUGGAUCAUUUACGCCUGUUGCACGGGCAACGGCGGUGUCAUAAAUUGGAUUUUAUCCGUGUCGCUAUGGCGUCCCUUCGCAAAGUUGUCGUAUGGCAUCUUGUUGCUGCAUUAUCCGGUAGCGAUAUUGAUGCGAGCUGGCAUGCGAACACCUGUGUAUUGGACACCGUUUGGCGUAUUUUCGCAAUAUUUCAUGGCGGUUUGGGGAUUUUCGGCGAUGCUCGCUGUGCCGUGUUACGCGUUGUUCGAGGUGCCUUUGUCGAAUAUCGAAGCGAGUAUCGAUAGGAAGUUGGAGGAACAAAGGACACGGAAAAAUAACGAGAAAAAUUUCUUAAAGUUUUUCUCGAUUCCGAGGAUACGACACAGCAUGAGGACGAGAUUCUAAUCCU